UGUCAGACGAACCGGAGUAAACCACCAGCAGUGUGAGUCUGUGUUUGCGUGUGUGUGUGUGGUGUGUGUGUCGGUCAGAGGAUCAAACAUUACCUGCCAUAAAGCUGCACCUUUGAUAGACGCAGAGAUGCAUCCGGUCCGAGUGUCGAUCCCGUCGUUCCGCUCCGAGAACAACUCGAUGGAAAAAGGAUUCACGGUCUUUAAAAUUGACGUGCUGAUGAACGGCAGACAGCACACGGUGGAGAAGCGCUACAGUGAAUUCCACGCUUUGCAUAAAAUGCUAAAGAAGAGCAUAAAACCACCUGAAAUCCCCUCCAAGCAUGUCAGAAACUGGGUUCCCAAAGUCCUGGAGCAGCGGAGGCAAGGCCUGGAGCACUACCUGCAGACUAUAAUUAUGGAAAAUGAGGUUCUUCCAAAGAUAUUCCUGGAUUUCCUGAAUAUCCGCCAUUUUCCUUCGGUGCCAAAAACAGAGAGCUGUGGGUCAUUCGAUACAGAAUCGGAGGAAUCGAGUAAACUUUCACACCAGCCAGUCAUGCUGUUUCUGAGGGACCCCUACCUGCUGCCGUCUGCUCACGAUACAUUUUCCAAUGUCGUGAUCGAAGGCGUGAUACACGGAGUUUUCUAUCCAGACCUUCAGCCGAGGUAGAGCCGAACCGGAGGGGGGAGUCGCCGCGAACGGAUGCUUCGUACUUUUGCACCAUUUUAGGUGUGCGUCAGGAAGAACAUAACACGAUAACGUAGACUGAGCCUCAUUCACAUCCAGCAAAGCAUUUAACACGAAUCCAUUUUUUUAAAAAGAGAAAAGAAAGGGCGCCUGAUCUCAAAAGAAACCCCCAACACACACACACUACGUCUUCAUUUGUCUCUGCAGUCACUAACGUUCACAAAAUAGUUAAGAACAUAUAUAAGCUAUAAGAUUUAACUUCACGUGAAACACUUUGACAGGUUAACUUAUAUGUUUAGUGACGUAACGAUCAAAAUAAUUAAGAAUUAAGAAGAUUUUCAGGAAGCUUAAGACCUGAAAAAAACAUACAGGAUCAACUGGAAGUAGAAAUAAGAGGCUCAUCAAUAUAGGAAACACUUGAAAGGUGCUUUUUUUUUUUUUUUUUUGCAUGACCCUUCCACUUUAGGGAACCAGAUAAGAAAUGAUGAACUGAAGGCUGGUUUGCCAGAGACAGAGGAGCAUUUCUGACCUGUUAGGACCAAGUCCAGGCCUGAGCUGUGCAGCUGGAUGGAUCAUCACGGCCUGCAAACACUGGGGUGCCACUCCCUUUGUUGCGCCAGUGAUGUGGUUUUGAUUUUAUUUGUUUUGAGCUGCUGAACGGUGCCAACAGAAGGGAGUGUAGCGGGCAAAAGGAUUCGAGAGGGUGUUUUCUGCCGGAGUUGACGGCUACGUGCCACAUGUUAGGGUGGAAGUGAUCCGAGCUUUAUAAAUAGACCGAGGCAGUGAUGUGGACCUCUUUGGUCGGAGCAGGAGACGUGUGACGAAGCGUCGCAGUGUUGACAGGGAGGUGAGUUUGGUGAGGAGGUGAUGAACUCGAGAGUUUUGGGGGCAAAAAGCCGCUCGGAACAGAAACCACACCAGACAGAGGUAUGCGGGUGAAGAAAGACGUGUUUAGCUGGAAGUGGGCGUCAUCGGAGUUGUAGAAAUCAGAUGCUGACAGAGCGGUGGGUUACUGUAAAUCCAGGCUGCUUCUCCUUUUCCUAUUCAUAGCUUCAGCGAGAUAUGAGUCUUUAAAGAGAGCAGAUUAGAAUCGUCGUCAUCCAACACGACACACGACUACUUAGGCAAUAAAGAAAAAUCUAAGUAAGACAUCUAAAUCUGGUUGUAGCCUGCAUAUAAUGAUGUCAACUCAAGAAAUAAAUCUGUGUAUUAAUCAUUAGAUUAAGUCUUGAGCUGACAAAGUCCUGUUCAACUGCCCUAAGUCUCACAGAACCCGGCUUCAGACGCUGCAGAUUUUCAAUGAAAGGCUUUAGUUUAGAGUGCAUGAAUGUGAGGAUGACGUUGAUUUGAGUUUUGAUGAACAACCAGCAUCUAACACUGACACGAUAAUGUUGAAUUUACACAUAAUGUAGAAGGCCAGUUGUGAAGUUGUGGUGAACAGACACAGUCGCCAAUCAUGUGAAGGGAUGCAAAGGGUGUUUUUUUUUUACAGGGAAUAUUUAAAACGAGACUUACAGUCAGUAACAUAUUGUGCAAUACAGAUUAAAACAUGAUGUUGUUCCUUGCGGAGCCCGACCAGAACCUCUGACAUCAAUAAAUCAGCCGAUUUUCUUUAUAUAAUAAUAAUAACAACAUGAAAAAUAGGAAGCGAUGGGGUCAUUGGAAAACAUAAAGUAAUAGCAGUUUUCUGUGGAGAGACCGCUCGACUCCGCACCCUCACCUGCUCAGCUGUGAUGCGUACUCUGCUACAUGUGCUGCAGACAGCGCUGAGGGAACGUUGCUGCUCUCCCAGACAACCUUUCACUAUAUCGAAAUGACCCCAAGCGUCUUCUCCUGCCGUAAAACAAGCAUAUCGGACGACGGAUGUCCAGUAUCGAGCGAUAACCGUCAGAUGUACGAAUCGGUCGGCUCCCUGUGGAUCCAUCUCAACUCGUGAACACUCUGAAUAACUCGUUGUGAAACUUGACGUCACUUUUUGGACCCGACAGCCUUCUAGAGCUUUCUCAUGUGACUGGACCUCCACUACGCCAUUUGUACAGAGUGAAAUGAAUCCUGCAUAAUAAACCUCAGCUAAAGAGAUCAUGAUUUUAUGUUUUAACACAGCAAAUCAUUUCCUAGAAAUCCACGUUGUGAAUGUUUGUGAAUUCAUAUCGAGUAACAUUGCGCUCCCACUGUGUGAGUAGUGUCAUUUCUGUGCCAUAAUGCCAACCUAAAGUGAACACUGGACUUCUACUGUAGCACUUUGAGAUGGAUGUUAUGUAAAAUACUGACACUAAUAAAAUUCAUUAUUUCCUCAA
Molecule: messenger RNA, 2961 nt
Organism: Stegastes partitus (bicolor damselfish)
Lineage: Eukaryota; Metazoa; Chordata; Actinopteri; Pomacentridae
Gene: snx24
Product: sorting nexin 24
Exons: 7
Coding region: 128-646 (172 amino acids)
Molecular function (GO): phosphatidylinositol phosphate binding
Source: RefSeq, a predicted model, not a curated record